Molecule: messenger RNA, 1597 nt
Organism: Oreochromis niloticus (Nile tilapia)
Lineage: Eukaryota; Metazoa; Chordata; Actinopteri; Cichliformes; Cichlidae
Gene: tmem60
Product: transmembrane protein 60
Exons: 2
Coding region: 294-698 (134 amino acids)
Source: RefSeq, a predicted model, not a curated record
AGGACGUGCCCUUGUUUUGAAAGGACUAACCGGAAAUGCAGGGUAACUGUCGGCUGUAUGUAGCUGAAAGCUAACGUUUUGUCGCAUUUCUUCGCCGCUGUUUUCAGUCUGUCUGAUAUUUUGAUAUUUGUCUUCGUUUGAAGAGUUUGUUGUUGAAACCCCGGGUUCAAGACAUCGAACUGACUCUGCUGCUGAACUCGAUCACCUUGACUGUGCUUCUCAUCCUCCUCCUCCUCACCUUCUUCAGUCUCUCUGGGUGUGGGUGACACUGGCUCUGUGCCAGUCCUCCACAGAUGAAGAUGUCCCUGGCCCAGCGAGUGCUCCUCUCAUGGAUAUUUGCCCUGAUCUUCUUGAUCCUGCUGGUCCUCAAGCUGGACUCCAGAAUCCACUGGAAUUGGUUCCUAAUCUUCCUCCCUAUUUGGACCUUUGACAGCAUCCUCAUCCUCAUGCUGAUAGUGAAGAUGGCAGGCCGCUGCAAGCCGGACUUUGACCCCAGGGAGGGUGAGCAGAGCUUGAAGAGGAGGCUGUGGUACCUAACAGCCCUGCUGCUAAAACUGGCCUUCUGCCUGACUCUGUGCUCCCGCUUGGAGGGGCACACAAAAGUGUGGAUCAGUGUGGUCUGCAUCCCUCUGUGGGUGCUGCUGGGUGGAGCACUGAUAGAGCUGGGCUACAGCGUCUUCCACUAUAGGAGGGACUGAAAUUGCCAGAAUGUGAACUUUUUUUUCGAAAUACUCAGGCAUCUGUGACGAAGGAUGCAUCACUGAAGGAAGAUGCUGACCUUUAUUUAAAACACUGUUCCUUUGCUGUAAGUGCAGACUCACUGGGUUAGUGACAUCUACACACUGGGGCAUGUAGGCUCUGCUUCACCUUCACCUGCUUCAGGCGGCAUCAGAGUGUCAUUUUGUGACAUGUUUUUGGACACGUGUUGCUGCCUUUUAGCUCAUUUUUAGUCAUUAAUAAGGAAUGGAUUAAACUUAAGAGCCAGGUAAAAAGUCUGGCUGAUCAAACAUGUGCUACACAAAACAUUGAUCUUAGCUUUUCUACAUUAGCUGCACUCUGUCAGCAACAGUUUGAAUGUAGAUGAGAACUUCCCCCAUCUGCUAAUAUUAAACGUCAUUUGCACUGUACAAACUGCUGUAGACAUCUUUUUGAAAGCCAGGAAAAAAAAAUUUCACUGUUCAUCCUUUUGUUGGCUGUUUUACAUCAUGUUUGCAAACGAAAUACCCAGGGAGAUUUAAGAGUAAGUGCAACCUUUGCUGCAGGUCAGUAUUUAAGUCUUUUGAGCCUUCAUAGCAGGAAAAGGCUGAAUUCCAGGAUGCAGUGUGUUUGUGGUGUCUCUGGAUGAAAAAUUCAUGAUAGAAUUUCAUCAUUUUUUAAAAAUCCAGUCAUCUCAGAGUGACUGAGAUAUCUACAGCUGAUAAGUGAAGCCAAUGUCGAAGUACGUUUAACCUGCAUUCUUUUUAAUGGCCACCAGGGGGUGAUAUCUAUAUCUGUGGUUUCAAGAGCACUUCCAGUGCUAUACAAAGACUCUGUGAAAAUGAUUCUUAGACAUAACCUGUUUCAGGUUAUAUUGAAUAAAAUUGUAAAUUUUGGGCUG